CGAACGGAUGCUCUCAAUUGGAUUGAGCUGCGAAACUGUUGGUCGCUUCGCUGUCGACCGCGUCGUCUCGGUAAAAUCGGUUCUAAAUCCUUUCGCGGACCACAUUGAUUGGAACCGACAACGGACAACGUUGGAUCCGUUGGACGGUGUCGCGAGACCGCGAGUGUGAAGGAUCUAGUUAGAUUUUUUCUCCAAUUCGCGUCGUCGUCGGCGGUGCUAGUGGCGUCGACAACGUCACAGUGAAUUAGGUUAAGCAAACUAAAUUUCAUUACGGAGCACAGUAAUUGAGCCGAGGAAAUCGGGAAAACUGUCGCGUCGCGUCUCGAAUGAGUAAGUGAGUAAGUGAAUGAGUGGGAGCCCGUUUUCCACUGACCAUGAGCCGCCAUUAGGGCGACACCAACAAAGUACUGCCGAUUGAUGAAUCGUUUUCCCGAGGAGAUCGUAGAAGAUUCUUUGUCGCCGUUUUGACACAAAGAACCACUAGUAGUCAGUCACUAGGUAGGCUAUGACCCGUGGCAUGACAAUCGAAAGGAUCACGAUGACCGGUACAAGCCUACUGCGACUACUGCUGCUGUUGGUGCUACUGUGUGCGGAGUCCAUUGUCCUAGGGUUGACUCAUCAUCGCCACACUUCGGACGGUGGCGAUGGUGAUCCAGAUGGUGCCGAUGCAGUAUGGCAGCAGAAUGGACCUUUGGCGGUCAAUGGCAAUGACCGUAUUUCGAUUGUGCCGAAUGUGGAGUACACGCGAUUCGGCAGCGACACUGCUGUACUGACCUACAACUUGACGACGGCGUCCGAUGGCGCCUUGACGGUUCGAAUCGAUCUACGGAGGAGCUUACCGAGCCAGACCUUCGUAGAACGGCAGGGCAAUGGAAACGAAUCGAUAGUGGAGUAUUUUAAUGACGAGUGCUACUACCAGGGCAGGGUCCACGGUAGCCCGCGAAGUCAGGUAGCGUUGUCCACGUGCGAGGGAAAGGUUCGUGGAACCGUUUAUGACCAGGAUGAGACUUACUACAUCGACUACGAUGAGGUUUCGGGAGCACAUUUUUUGGAAAGAAUCUACGCAAGCUCGCAUAGUAAUCGAGUAAAACGAAGUCACCAUCGUCCACGGCUGGCUGGUCCGUACAACGCGAACCGCUAUUCACGGUUCGUUGAGUUAGUUCUGGUGGUAGACAAUUCCCUCUACAGACACUUCAAUGCUGACAUCUGGACUAUCCAUCGAUAUUGCACGGAUGUCGUCAACCACGUCAACAUGCUCUUCAACCAACUGAACAUCUUUAUCGCCCUGACAGGAGUGGUCGUGUGGGACCAGCACGACCACAUUCACGUCUCCGACCGUGCCGAUGACACCCUGAAUAACUUCCUCCAGUAUCGUCGGAAGGAACUGCUCCGUUCGCAUCCUAACGAUCACGCCCAACUGCUGACGGCAGUCAACUUCCAAGACCACGUCAUCGGAAAGGCUAAGCUCGGUGGAAUGUGUACCAGCAACAACUCCGGAGCGGUCAUCGUGAUCCACACCGACAACAUCGGCAUCCAGGCAGGGACGUUGGCCCACGAAAUGGGCCACAGCUUCAACAUGGAACAUGACGUGGGCGAAGAGUGUAAGUGCGAGGACAAGGAGUGUAUCAUGUCGGCAACCGUAACGGGACGGUCGCUGAAGCACUGGAGUAGCUGUAGUGUGGAACAGUUGACGCUGGCGUUCAACAGAGGGUUGAACCACUGCUUGAAGGAUCGACCAGAAGUGGUGUAUUCGAUGAGCUGUGGCAACGGGUUUGUAGAUGAAGGCGAAGAAUGUGACUGUGGAUUGGAGGACGUCUGUGAUAAUCAAUGCUGUGAUGCAAAGCUUUGUCGGUUUAAGGAAGGAGCUGUAUGCGCUACAGGCGAGUGCUGUAAUCUAAAAACAUGUCAACUUAAGGAGGCCGCAAGUGUUUGCCGAAUGGCUCAUGGAGAGUGCGAUCUGCCAGAGUACUGCACGGGUGGGUCUGAACACUGUCCAAGGGACGUUCACAAAAGGAAUACAGUGGUUUGCGCUGGUGGUCAAGCGUAUUGCAUUGAUGGAGACUGUAAAACACGCGACGAUCAGUGCCGUUUGCUGUGGGGUCCGUCUGGCAAGGCAGCUGAUGUAAACUGCUACGCAAGGAACGUCAACGGUACAAAGUAUGCUAACUGUGGAUACGAUCGGGAAAAUCAUAGCUGGAAAAAGUGCGCCGAGGAGGAUGUUCAAUGUGGACUGCUUUUCUGCCAUCAGCUAAACGAAAAUCGUCUAGAAUUUGGACUGCGAGUAUUCACCGAAGAGCACAUCGCCAGUACUCUGAACGGACGCAAGGUCGUCCCUUGCCACGCCGCUUUCAUAGAUCUAGGUAAUGCUAAAGAACCAUCAUUAGUCCCAGAUGGAGCUCCUUGUGGUCAAAACAAAAUGUGCUACCAACAACAGUGCUGGGACAUCGACAGCCUUAACUCUAAUAGAAUAGGACAACUAUGCCCUCACAACUGCCACAAUCAUGGCGUCUGUAACAGCGAAGGAAACUGCCAUUGCAACCCGGGCUACGCUCCUCCAUUCUGCGAAUUUUCCGGAAACGGUGGAUCCAUUGACAGUGGUCCAGCUUCCAAUCCCUCCUACUCCCUACUAGUCAUAUCACUCUCCGUAGCGACCUUCGUCAUACUCCUUCUUUUCGCAAUCUACAUAAUCCGCAUCUUCUGCCACACAGAUCGCUGCCAAACUCCCCUAAAAAUCAACACAUUCCCCACAUCCUCCCGCAGUAAACACAAACUCAUCUCAACUCCCUCCACCAAUUCCGCCAUAGUGCGCGAAAUCUCCGCCCCCAAACUGUGUUCUUCCACUCGGAACAUCGACGGACCGCAGUUUACCCCAAUCGCAAGACUGAAACACCACCAGCAGCAGCCAUUUGGUGACAACAGUGGCCUCCAAUCUCCGGCCAAGAACAGCACCGUCUCGGUACGAUCGCUGGCUCAGCCCUCGGUAGGCUACGUGACGCAUGUCAUGGCACCUCUGCCACCUCCGGCCAGUCCACGGCGGUUACCGCGGCAGCCGUCGUCUUCCGUGCAUCGGAGUUCGUACGAACGACGGCGGCACGGAUCAUCCGGCGGAAGCAGUAAUACUCGAUAUUCGUGAAUCUCAUUUUGUACUAUGUACUCAGUCGGAAUGUAAUACCAAACCAUAUAGAUCGAUGUGCGCUCGUAUGUGUAGGUCUGCGUGUUUCAUAAAACAUUUUAGGGAUUAUACAGCUUUUUGAUACUAGCGUUAUUUUCUAGCUACUACUUAGAGGUAAUUGUAAGCAUCGUAACUGCACGUUUGAAGGAAAUAAAGUUCUAGUCAUCCAUUCGAAACAUUGGAGCUGCGAGCAGCUCAAAGGUAAA
Molecule: messenger RNA, 3378 nt
Organism: Aedes albopictus (Asian tiger mosquito)
Lineage: Eukaryota; Metazoa; Arthropoda; Insecta; Diptera; Culicidae
Product: zinc metalloproteinase-disintegrin-like EoMP06
Exons: 5
Coding region: 506-3133 (875 amino acids)
Biological process (GO): membrane protein ectodomain proteolysis
Molecular function (GO): metalloendopeptidase activity
Source: RefSeq, a predicted model, not a curated record